AAGUACCCUGUUUUGGGAUAGUUCUGAUUUUGAGUGUUUGACCGUUUUGUUUUGAAGUAGUUGUGUCGUUUUGGCGCCAAAAGUAAAACAACAAAGUUCUUCCAGCUCGUGCAGCUCGUGUUAAAAGUACAUUUUGAAAAGAAUGGAAGACAUUUCUACGGGGGCAACCCUCACCGGGCUCGAGCUCCGGUGGUUCCUGGAGAUGCGCCGCUGUUGGAACGCGGACAUCUCGGUGUACCGGGACUUUGUGGCGCGCUAUGACGCGCUGAUCAGCGAACCGGCUGAAACCGCCAAGGACAACACGCUGGCCGUUCACCACCGUCAGCUUGGCAAUCGUGCCUAUUUGGAAAAACGGUUCGUCGACGCGCUGUGGCAGUACAACCGAAGCAUUUGCUUCGCGGAGAAUCUGUCGGAACACCUGGGCAUCGGCUACGCCAAUCGAUCUGCGAUUUAUUACGAAAUUGAGGAGUACGAGUUUGCCCUGUACAACAUUGAUCUGGCCAGGAAGAACCACUAUCCGGAAAGGUUGCUGCCAAAACUGGUUGCACGGGAAGCCAACUGCAAGGAACGAAUCGCCGGUGGUCACUCCAAGGGCACUGUCCCACACUCAUUCUUGGACAUCAACGUUGAGGUCAAUCCGAAGAUUCCUUUCCUGGCCAAGGGAAUCGGAAUGAAGCGUUAUGAGAAGAUGGGCCGUGGUCUGGUGGCCGAGCGUGACUUCAACAUCGGAGACGUUAUUCUGGAUGAGAAGAGCGAGCUUUGUUUCGUGUCGUUUGGGCGAUCCUUUUUCAGCUGUUGCCACUGUGGAUCCAUGUUUGAGAAAAGUUUGAUUCCGUGCCCUUCCUGUGUUGCAGUUAUGUACUGUGGCGAAAAGUGCCGCGAGGACGAUUUCCGGACCAAUCAUCGGUUCGAAUGCUGCGUGAUUACGAAAUUGUGGAGUGUGACCGCGAAUAAUAUGAUGGCCAUGGCAAGGCUGUUCUUUUAUGGCUUGACGGCGUUCAACGACAACGUCACCGAAAUGAUGAAGUACUGCAUGGCAAAUGCUGCCGUCGGUUCUAACCCGCUUGAACUGGAUCUCACCAACCCGAAUCCUUUGGACGUGUUUAAGGUACUGCACCAGUUCAAACCAAAUCCUGAGCAGGACAAUUCCAAUCUUGACCACGGCUUGAAGCUGCAUGCAGCUACCUAUUAUUCGAUUUUCAUGAAGAACCCACUGGUCCAAUCGAUCUUCCGUACCAAGGCGCAGCGUAAUUUUAUGCUUCGCUGCCUGCUGAUUCACGGCCGUGUGGCCAAAUCGCUGCUUCUUAAUCAAGGUAACGAAAGUGAGGGAUGUCAGGGAAUUUUCUCCCCCAUCGCUUCCCUCCUAAACCACUCGUGCGACCCCAACGUGACCGCCCAGAUCGAUUCCGGAAGCAUCAAGGUCAUCGUACUGCGCCCCAUCCGAAAGGGUGACCAGAUCUGCACAAGCUGUGCGUCGGCCUGGUGGGACGAAAACGGCGGGACCAAAUUUGACUUCCAGUGUAUGUGCGUGGUCUGUGACCAAGGACCGGAGGGAGCCAAGUGGCGCAAGGCUCGCAAUAAAGUGCGCUCAAUUUCUCGUAAAGCAGCACGGGAAUUGGAAAACAUUGCACUCGGGUGUCUCGAGACCCAUGAGCUGCUCAUGAUGCAACGUAUGGUUCAGACGCUGGUACGUGACGGCCAUUACCCGGGGGAGCUGUUCGGUGAAGCGAUGUUGGAUUACUACAAUACGCUGUACGAUGUGCUUCGUUCGGAGAACGCAAAGCUCAACCGAGCCAAAGCGCUGAAAUGUGUACCGGACUCGGUUUGAGCAUUAACUUUGAUUUAAAUUGCUACUGUAAUUACAUUAUUUUAACCGAAUAAAACUGAAUUCCAACCUAAUCCGUUAGUUUAGCUUCCAAGCUUGCGAAAAAGUCGGAAAUCCCAUAAAAAAAAUCGUUUUUAGUGGUUUUAUCUAGAUCAGUUUUGCUUGCUUUUAUCUGCUUCCAAGUCUGCAACUAAUCCCCAACAGACCUAUCGCGAACGCAGUACAAACUCCGCCCAAGUUGGCACCCGCGGUAGGGCUGUGCGACAUUUGCGUGCAAACGAGCGAACGAGAGACAACUGUCAAAGUGAUUUUUCUCUUCCAAAUCCCCGUCGUCCGUCGUCCGUCGCAGUUGCCCAAGUGUUGUUCCUCCGUGCAAAAGCAGCUCCAUGUGAAGCGAUUUUUUCGGUCCCUUCUAAAUUCUAGUUGUGUGUCCGUGUGACGUCGUGUGAAAUCCGCGAACCGUGUUGUUCUAACCAGCAGCUGGUAGGUGAAACCCGCAGAAUCGGAAUCGACGCGCAUCGCAAG
Messenger RNA from Culex pipiens pallens (northern house mosquito), 2350 nucleotides. Its product is annotated as SET and MYND domain-containing protein 4-like. The coding region runs from base 143 to 1828 and encodes 561 amino acids. Gene Ontology annotation, molecular function: protein binding. The record is from RefSeq and is a predicted model, not a curated record. The transcript is spliced from 3 exons. NCBI's taxonomy places the organism in Eukaryota, Metazoa, Arthropoda, Insecta, Diptera, Culicidae.